AUGCCCACGUCACUGCAGGUCUAUGUAUCCCUUGCCGCCUGCAGCCAGGUAGCAGACGUCCAACAAAGGUUGGGGGGGCUUCAAGAGGGCUUGCUGUGCUCGCCUUGCCAAGAACGUGGUCUGCCCAGUGCCAUGUUGAAUCGAUACGUGAUCGAAAUCAGUAGACCCAGGAAUGUUCAAGGAGCCACGUGCAAGACUAGAAGACCGGAGACGUCGUGGGCCGGUCCUGCCAAAGGAUGCAAAACACCUGUGCAAGUGGCAUUCCAUCGCCGUGACAAAGGCACACAAGCAGACUGCGGGGGACUCCGGAAAACCAAGCGGAAGUUGGCGAAGCAAUGGUCAGCUGGAUGGAUGCUCGGCGUCGUUGACCUUGCCGGUGCUCGCCUUGCGGUGCUCGCCUUGGGGCCAUUGCUUCGUUUGAAGAAGCAAGGCCUGCUCUCAGGCAUCAAUGGAACCAUGGGUACAAGCCUGUACCCAAGACUUCCAGGUUCAAAGGCAUCGCCGUAA
Messenger RNA from Parathielavia appendiculata, 507 nucleotides. RefSeq lists its product as uncharacterized. The coding region runs from base 1 to 507 and encodes 168 amino acids. NCBI's taxonomy places the organism in Eukaryota, Fungi, Ascomycota, Sordariomycetes, Sordariales, Chaetomiaceae. The record is from RefSeq and is a predicted model, not a curated record. The transcript is spliced from 4 exons.